Molecule: messenger RNA, 429 nt
Organism: Raphanus sativus (radish)
Lineage: Eukaryota; Viridiplantae; Streptophyta; Magnoliopsida; Brassicales; Brassicaceae
Exons: 1
Molecular function (GO): 2 iron, 2 sulfur cluster binding; nitrite reductase [NAD(P)H] activity
Source: RefSeq, a predicted model, not a curated record
AUGGCGACCACCGCAUCCACCUCUCUCCCACGUAACUACUCCAUCCCUCCUCCUCCUCCCUCUUUCACCCGCGCCACGUCAUUUCCCAAAUCGUUCCCGCUCUAUACCCGCCCCAACCGCCGGUUCUCUCUCACUUACCGUUUAAACCAAAACUCGAAACAGAGGAGUGUAGGAAUCGUCAGAUGCGAGGCGACGGAGGUCUCUCCUCCUUCUUCUUCUUCUUCUUCUUCGUCCGUUGCUUCCCCGGGAAGAAACUGGGUGCCGGUGGUGCCGUUAUCCGCGCUUCCGAAAGGUGAACGGAGAGUGAUUAUCCAAGACGACGAGACGAUAUUGCUGCUUUGGUAUAAGAACGAUGUCUUCGCGAUUGAGAACCGUUCUCCCGCCGAAGGAGCCUACAGCGAGGGGCUUCUCAACGCUAAGCUCACUCAG